Molecule: messenger RNA, 2148 nt
Organism: Polychytrium aggregatum
Lineage: Eukaryota; Fungi; Chytridiomycota; Chytridiomycetes; Polychytriales
Exons: 7
Coding region: 85-1878 (597 amino acids)
Source: RefSeq, a predicted model, not a curated record
CCUGGGUUCAGCGGCUUCCGCCGCGUCUGGGCCUUUGUCCCCGAUCAUCGUCGCUCUGCUCCACACCCAAACGACGUUCACGAUAUGUCGACAAAAACCUCUGGUGCAUCGGCCAAUGCACCAAAGACCCUGUCGGUGCCGCUGACGCCCCAGCGGCCCAAGCCUGACAGCGCUCGCCGAGCGAUGACUGACCUCAAACGAGCAAACCCGUCCGUCCCAGGUCUCUCAGACCGAUCCGCAUUUUCCAAAACCCGAGACGAUCGCCACCAAACCGGCCACAAGUAUACGCCUUAUACCAUCCCAAGCCGCCGGGCGAUCGGCAGCGUCUCAUCCGAUCGCUCAAGUCCAGAUCCUAUCGACAUUGACCCCAAUGAUGAAAUAGGAAGCACCGCGGGACAUCAUGAGCAGGCCCAUCCGAAUCGACCCGAUCCGGCCGAGUCUUUGGCGGCGCCAGGACCGGUUGAAGCAGCGAUCCAAGAGAUAAGCAGGGAGUCUACGACGACUGCCGCCUCGGACAGAGACGAUGAGGACGAUCUCGAUGUGUACGGAGCCAAGAUGUACAGCCAAAUGCUCGACCGGAAGAAGGAGCUGCCCGAGGCUCAGUCUGACGGUGUCGCUCUGGAGCUUGAUAUCUGGAGGAUGAAGGAGGCAUUUGCGGAGCGCCUCGAGAUCGAUCCGGGCGAUUUUGCUGCGGACGCCUAUGAAGAGAUCCAACUGCGAUCGGAGAAGAUCCUCCUUGGUACUGGUCGCGCUGUCGUCGAUGAGUCGGGAAUCUACUGGAGCGGCAAGGUCGAUGCCCUGGCAGAAGAUGAGCCCAUGCGGCUGGCCGGUGGGCUAGUCUGCUUCCACUGGCCCUACGGGUGCAUGGAGUGUCCGGCUCUGGAAGAAGACGUGCUGCGGCUCAAUCUGUUGGAGAACUCUGUCGAUGUCCGCUUCGGCGUCGACGCAUUCAACAGCUGGCGUAGCGAGGACUGCUUCAAUCUGAUCGUGGAAAACCUCUCCAGAUGCAAGAAGGAGAUGCGAGAACAGCAGUCCAAGGACAAGCCCGCGAUAAGCAAAGACUGGUCCCACAGCUUACGACACACAGACGCAGACUCCGCAGCGGAUCCUCCGAGCUCGAGCCAGUCGUCGAUGGUUACCUUGAUGAAAAUGAUCAACCCGACACUCUCCGCGAUCCGGCCGGUGACUGGGACAGCCCCAGCAGCCCAGCCAGAAUCAGCACAGUUGGUUGCUGUUGCUGCUUCUGUCUUUGAAGCGACCCCGUCCACGGAUUUAAGCGUUGAUCCGGACGAGAUGACAGCUGGUAGACAAAGUGGAAUGGAUCGGAUCCACAGCACGAGCAGAGAGGCUCUAGUGCACGCCAGCGUCCGCACCGAAGAAAUCCACAGCGAGCUCGCCAACUUGCGGGAAGCAUCGCAGCAGCUCAUCGAAAGCCAGUUCAAACAGGCGCUGGAAUGUGCCAGCGAGGAGAAGGAGAAAGCACACCGGCUGGCCGAGCGGAUAUAUCAGGAUGCUCUUGCCCUGGCCAGUGCCCGCUACGAAGAGGCCGUGCGGCAGGCCCAGCACGCCCGAGACAGCGGGCUGGCUCUGUGGGGUCCGACAUGCACAAAGCUCGAGCAGUUGGUCCACGACAGUAGCAAAGCACAAGCGGCGAGCCUGGAAAAGCUGGUGGUGCUCUCGGAGACACUCACCAGAGCAUCUGCUGAUACUCCAGAGCGGCCGAAAUGCGGGCUGUGCUGCGACCAGCCGGAAAAUUGUGUAUUCCAUCCAUGCGAGCACCGCCUCUGCUCGCAGUGCGCCGAGCGCCUCGCUGAAUCACCAUCGGGCCUCGUCUGUCCGUGGGAUCGCCAGGAUGUCAUUCGCAUUGCCCUGCUGUGAUUCCUCCCUCACUGGCUGCGUCCUGCGCUGCCCCCCACACAGCCGGCUGCCGCCCCCCCCGUCUCCGGCCCAUGAGGCACCCUGCCCCGCCCUGUCCCGCCCUGUCCUGCCUCCUCUUCCGGCCGUGGCCGGGCCGAGACGGAUGCCGCCGUCUUUGUUGGCUGCUUGCCGUCCGAUGUCCUGUUGCUGCCCGCCCACGUGCCGGGCUGGAGAGUCAAAUAGAGCCUGUCGCCGAUUCUCAACAGAACUCCCGCGAGCAGUGCCCCGUCC